UUUCUUCAGCUCCUUUCUUCACCCACAAUACAGAGAAAAGCUUCAAGAUCAGAUAUGGCUUUCCCCCUAAGAUCGAUAAGUUUGCCUUCUAGGCCUCACAUCAGUCAGGCGGAAGUUGAACAAGAGCUGCUGAGCCUAGAGGCUAGCAUCUCUUCCUCCAUUACCAUCGGCACAAUGUGCGAGGGUCUUAUGAGGCUUGGAAACAUCUACAAUGGUGUUGAAGAAAUCAUUGGCCUACCAAGCAACCAAGUAUGCUCCGCCCAGGAGAGGAAGAUGUUGGAUGGAGAAAUGGAAGGUUCUCUCGAGCUACUAGAUCUCUGCAGCACCAUGCAAGAGAUCUUCGUCGAGAUGAAAACCAUUAUCCAAGAGCUGCAAGUGGCACUAAGAAAAGGAGCUGAAGCAGCUUCUCAAGCCAAGAUCCAGUCUUACACUGUCUUGACGAAGAAGGCCAAGAAACAUUUCAAGAAGACCGCGAAGAAGGCUACUUCUGAAGGUUGCAGCAUGGUCAUGCUAUUGAGCAAGGCUAGAGAGGUCUCUAUCUCUCUGCUGGAAUCCACAGUCCUCCUCUUGUCAAAGCAAAUUGAAAUGCGCAAACAGUCUCUUAUCUCCAAGGCAUUUCACAAGACGAAGAAGCCAGUUGUUUGUGAGGAGGAGCAAUUGCAGGAGUUAGAGUGCAGCAUCGCAGAUCUUGAGAACGGAGCAGGACAUCUGUUCAGGAAGUUAGUCCAGAGCAGAGUUUCCCUCCUAAACAUCCUUAGCUCAUAGAUACUCCACAUCACUCUUAGUGACCUGUGAUUGGCAUCCGCCUUUUUGAGGAUUAGCCAAUCUUGAUACAGUUUUCCAGUAUGUAUACAGUAUACAGUACAAAUGUACAGAAUAUACAGAGAGAAAAGGCAAAGUUUUGAUCUAUUUCAUGUUUAA
Molecule: messenger RNA, 921 nt
Organism: Triticum aestivum (bread wheat)
Lineage: Eukaryota; Viridiplantae; Streptophyta; Magnoliopsida; Poales; Poaceae
Exons: 1
Coding region: 55-765 (236 amino acids)
Biological process (GO): shoot system development; root development
Source: RefSeq, a predicted model, not a curated record